AUGCUGCUCAGCUCCCCUCCAGCGCACAUGCAGUUUCCCUUCAGCGCUGGAUCCCCCAUCCAGAACAUUUUGGACGGCCAGUUCCUGGGCGUGCCUUCGCAAAUGGACACAUUGGGCAACGCCAUCGGGGCGCUCAUCCCAGCCAGCCCUCCAAGCCCGACUUUGCUCAACUCGCAACUAUCACCGGACGGCGAGAUGGAGAACCCUCUGCUCGCUCAGGAUCAAGCUCUGAUGGGCACGCCGCUGCACAUCCCGCCCAUCCUCACCCACCGGGUAAAAGGAGAGCAUUCUGGGAUGCCGGUGUACACCGGCACGCCAAUCAAAGUUGGCCAUCCAUACGGCGUUCAUUGGGAGUCUCCCGUCAGCCACGAGAGCGACAAAGGAGCCGUGGUCAUGUCCAAAGUUCUGGACACCCCACUAUCAAAGAUGAUGGGCGGCCAGUCGCAGGGAAAGAUGCGGCGGCCGUUGAGUUCUGCCCGUGGUGGGUGCGGGAGGAAUGAUGUAGCUGCUGCCAAUCGGCGGCGUUCUUCCCGCUUUCGGGGAGUGACCAAGCAUAGGAGGAGCGGGCGGUGGGAGGCCCACAUCUGGGUGAAGGACAUUGGCCGGCAAGUGUACCUGGGGGGAUACGAAGACGAGGAGCAUGCAGCUGAGGCUUACGAUGUGGCGGCGAUCAAAUGCAAGGGCCGGCGGGUCAAGACGAACUUUGACAUGAGCAAGUAUUCGGACCUGGUGAACUGCAUGGACAGCAUUUCUCUGGAGGAGCUCAUCAUGGCCGUUCGUCGCCAAAGCCAAGGGUUUUCAAGAGGUACCUCGUCCUAUCGCGGGGUCACCCACCAUCCAAGUGGGAGGUGGGAAUCGAGGAUCGGCAUCCCCGGCAGCAAGCACAUAUACUUGGGUUUGUACGAUGACGAGAAGGAGGCCGCCAGGCAGUACGACAGAGCCCUGGUAAGAUUGAGAGGAACUGCGGCAGCCAGCAACUUUGCCCUCUCGGACUACAGGGAAGAGCUGGCAGAAUACCAUCAGAUGCAGCAGAUUGUUUUGCCACUGUUCUGUUACUGGAGCAAAUGCCAUGUUUGCGUUGUGCGCUUGAAGGCUGUACUGAUGGGAGACGCUUCUGCGGAGUCUUCAAUGCUGUCAGGGCCGGAAUUUGAGCACUGGAUCAAGUUCGGUGCCAAGGGGCCAGCAGAUGUCAAACCCAGAGAGGAGGAUGCCGCCACAAUGGGAAACCCGGAGGAGCCCAUGAGGCAGCCCGAGGGCGUCGGAGAAUCUACCUUUGUCGCGACUCAGGACUCUGUUUCGCGAGAGAGUGACAUCCAGGCAGCGCAUGUGGAAUCCGCGGCGAUGGCGUGCAAAAGGUCAAGAAAUGAUUACGAAGGUAACGAUUGUCAUGGCGAUGGAAGGCAGAAUGGUGGCGAAAGAAUCCUGAAAAUGGAAAGGACUGACACCCCAUAG
Messenger RNA from Ostreobium quekettii, 1452 nucleotides. Lineage: Eukaryota; Viridiplantae; Chlorophyta; Ulvophyceae; Bryopsidales; Ostreobiaceae. The record is from the annotation of a GenBank genome assembly.